AUGUUCAAUGGCGGCCGGGCCUGGUUCUCUCAAAGCGUCAGCAAAGAGCUCUGCAGACUUUGGGUUGCUGAAGGAGGAGUCAUUACAAACCAGGAUACUGCUGACUAUCUGUUCAGCAGUGAUGCCUCCCAUCCUGAUACAAAAAGAAUACACCAGAGCGUAGAUUAUCUCGAAGACAGUAUUACGGUUUUUCAUUCUGGUUAUCUUACCGCUUGUGCCAACUCUGAUAUGUGGAACACGGUACCAUUGGGACAUUUCCUUCUCCCACCAGCCUGCUUGCAACAAGAAAUAAGAGAGAAAAUUGGAAGCUUUAUAUGGGAACAAAUACCCAAUUCGCAGAAGCCACAGAUUCCACAGGGCAGUCAACCCGUUGAAGUCACAGAAAUCAGGGAGGAAGCGACCCCAAAGAGCAAGACACCACUGGAAAAAAGUUACAUGAGAAACAUUCAUGCUCCUGAGACGCUAGAAACAGGCAAACGGAGUUACAUUCCACUUGGAGACUAUCCAGCAAGUAAUAUGGUGACAGGUUAUCCUUCUGCUAAAGACAUGAAGAAAUACCUUGGGGAAAUACGUGAUUUCACUCCUGGAUCUUCGGGUUAUUUGGCAUACUGGAUUCCAAAUGAUACAAAUGAUCUAUCUGUUGCAAAAGCAAAAGUUAAAAGAAAAUAAACUUCGUAAACGACAUCUAGAUUUUUAU
This is a messenger RNA of Anolis sagrei ordinatus, 697 nucleotides long. It is a transcript of the gene TERB2, whose product is annotated as telomere repeat binding bouquet formation protein 2. Lineage: Eukaryota; Metazoa; Chordata; Lepidosauria; Squamata; Anolidae. The record is from RefSeq and is a predicted model, not a curated record. Gene Ontology annotation, biological process: homologous chromosome pairing at meiosis; meiotic attachment of telomere to nuclear envelope. Gene Ontology annotation, cellular component: nuclear inner membrane.